ACACAUCAGUCGUUUUUAGUUCUAUGGAAAGUGUCAAGUGUAACUGCUUCGAGACAAUUCUCCGGUAAACAUGCAAAGUGCGCGUAUAUAUUGUACACCGGAGUGUAAUUUUUCAAACAUUUAAUAAGUUUUCUAAUAUUUUUAGAACAAUAAAAUUUUAUUUUAUUUUAAAAGAAAAAAUCAACUUGUAUAUUGAAAUUAUACUUGUACUUUUUUAAAGAACGAUUUGUAAUAUACAUUAUUAAAUUAAUUUAUAAUAUAAAUAAUUCAGUGAAUGAUUGCAGUUUAGUACACACAGUAAGCAUUAAAUGAUCGUCUCACAGUAAGCUAAUACCAUAAGAGCAUUUUAAGUUGGAAAUAUACAUAAAAAUAUAAAUAAGUACAAAUAAGUGUUACAGUAUAUUCAUUCAUAUUAAGUUCAGCUUAUACAUAAUCUACUGUAAUCUUUCAUUGUAAACUAAUAGUAAUCUCUAACGACAAUCAAACACGUGAUAAGUUACGAGAAAAGCACUACAUAUAAAAUCAACUUAAUUGAUAAACAAUGAGUAACAAUUUUUACACAUCUCUUGCACAAUUUUUUAAAAAUCAAGUUCGUGUCAUUUGGGAACGUUGCUCUAAAAAACAAAACUAUGUUUUUGCUGCAAAAAAAGAAGUAAAGAUUGAAUCAGCUAUAAAUACAUCUCAUGCGACAGUGAAUUCUUUGUGCUCAAUUCGUCAAAUGCCAGAGGAUCCAAUAAUUUCUGUUUUAAGCAAAAUUCGUUUUCUCAUUGCUUCAAGAUGGGGAACAAAACUUCACGAAUAUGUCGAUCAACGUCAUAAAAACUUGGGCCCUAUUUAUAGGAGUAACUCAGGUUCUACAUCGAUAGUUUUUAUUAAUUCUUCUGAAGAAUACAGAAAAAUUUUUCUGGAAUUGGAAGGACCAACACCAAAACACUUCAUACCAGAAGCAUGGAUUCUUUAUAACAAUGACCAUUCAAAGAAUCUACGCGGCCUUUUCUUCAUGGAUGGAGAUGAGUGGCAACAUUUUCGAAAAAUACUGAAUAAGGUUCUUCUUAAAAGUAAUUCUACUGAUUACAUGAUAGAUCCGUGUAAUACAGUUGCAAGAGAUCUGGUGAAUACUUUGUAUCCAUAUGCAAAUAAUGGACAUGUUGUGCCGAAUUUGAAAUUACAAAUUUACAAUUAUUCUCUUCAAGCAAUACUGGCGACUCUAAUCGGUUCUGGAUGGUCCUAUCAUAAAAAACAAAUAUUAAUGGAAACAGGUCAAUUAUCCAUUUUCUUGCAUAAAAUAUUUCUAUAUUCCAGUCGAUUGAAUGUGAUUUCGGCAUCAAAUGCAAAAGCAAAAAAUUUGUUUUGGUGGCGGCAAUUCGUUAAUGUCGUAGAUGAUACUCUGGCUACUGUUAAGAAGACAGUACUUCUGUUAAUAAAGCUGAAUGGAGAUGGGUUACUUCAUCAAAUGAUGAGUGUGGGAAUUAAAUCUGAUGAUCUUAUAAGAAUUGUUGCCGAUUUAAUAAUAGCAGCUGGAGACACGUCAACAGCUACUACGCAAUGGGCUUUGUAUUUACUUAGCACUCACAUGGAAACACAAGAAAAACUUUAUGAAAGGCUUAAAGAUAAAGACGGGAAAGAAAUAAUUUCUGACACUUUUUUGAAAGGAGUUUUAAAGGAAACUUUGCGACUUUACCCAACAGCUCCAUUUCUCACCCGAUAUUUACCUAAAGAUGCCAUUAUUGGAGGUUAUUAUGUUUCUAAACAGGAAGUCCUUUUAAUGAGCUUGUAUUCAAGUGGCAGAAGCUGUACCAACUUUACAGAACCAGAUAAGUUUUUACCGGAAAGAUGGAUGCGAUUAGAGAAACGUGGUUCUGAUAUUGUUCAUAAUCCAGGUGCGACUAUACCGUUUGCCAUUGGAGUUCGCAGUUGCAUUGGCAAAAAAUUAGCAGAAGUCAAAAUAAAUUUAGUCUUAGCUCAGAUCAUAAAAAACUUUCAUGUGGAAUGUGCAAACAGGCGACCAGUGAAGAUGAUUUUGCAAAUGAUUGCUGAAACUUCUAAACCUAUACAACUGAAACUAACGCCACGAUGAUAGAUUAUGUCAUACAUUCAGUAAAUAUAUGUAAUUUAAAAUAAAUUUUGAAAAUCAAAA
This is a messenger RNA of Leptopilina boulardi, 2137 nucleotides long. RefSeq names its product cytochrome P450 315a1, mitochondrial (gene sad). Gene Ontology annotation, molecular function: oxidoreductase activity, acting on paired donors, with incorporation or reduction of molecular oxygen; iron ion binding; monooxygenase activity. Bases 542 to 2077 code for a protein of 511 amino acids. The transcript has 8 exons. The record is from RefSeq and is a predicted model, not a curated record. NCBI's taxonomy places the organism in Eukaryota, Metazoa, Arthropoda, Insecta, Hymenoptera, Figitidae.